Cantharellus anzutake is the source of this 1370-nucleotide messenger RNA. Its product is annotated as UMP-CMP kinase. Gene Ontology annotation, cellular component: nucleus; cytoplasm. Bases 345 to 968 code for a protein of 207 amino acids. NCBI's taxonomy places the organism in Eukaryota, Fungi, Basidiomycota, Agaricomycetes, Cantharellales, Hydnaceae. Gene Ontology annotation, biological process: 'de novo' pyrimidine nucleobase biosynthetic process; UDP biosynthetic process; CDP biosynthetic process. Gene Ontology annotation, molecular function: ATP binding; UMP kinase activity. The transcript is spliced from 8 exons. The record is from RefSeq and is a predicted model, not a curated record.
ACGCCUAGCACGGCCGCGGAGGCAAACAAUUUCGCUCUUUUAACUCGCAUGAAUCCACCUGCGCAUCCGAACCGCAGAUAUCCAAAUCCGUUCUUAUUGCUUUCGAUCCCCUUCCUUUCCUUUGCUGCAUUUGCUGCUGUUGUCAAGUACAGGGAGUCGACCAACCCCGCGUCUAAGAGGCCAAGACAGCAUCCUAACCCCCUUAUUCCACCAGUCCAGAAAGAACAGUAGAUCAUAAUGCCUAUUUUAAACAAGAUCGCAGACGCCCUUCAUUCCCACGGGCCAAGGAAAGUGGUGACAUCCCUAAACUACCUCAUCCGGCGACGUUUGACCAUACAAAAGUUAUGGUGGUUUAUGUUCUUGGUGGGCCAGGGGCAGGCAAGGGGACUCAAUGCGCGUCACUCGUCAGCGAAUACGACUUUGUUCAUCUCUCAGCUGGAGAUCUUCUACGAGCCGAACAGAAACGAGAAGGUUCUCAAUAUGGCGCACUGAUUGCUGAGUAUAUUCGCGAAGGCCAGGUUGUGCCCAUGGAAGUUACGAUCAAGCUGUUAGAGAACGCUAUGAAAGCCGCGUUCGAGGAACGAAAGAACAGCGAUCAUUCAGGUUGGACUAAUGGGAAAGGCCGAUUCCUUAUUGAUGGGUUUCCGCGAAAGAUGGAUCAAGCUCUCAAGUUUGACGAGGAUGUCUGCCCAGCUUCCUUUGUGCUUUUCUUCAAUUGCCCAGAGCAGGAACUCCUCAAACGAUUAUUGGAACGUGGCAAAACAAGCGGACGCACCGAUGAUAACGAAGAAUCGAUCAAGAAGCGAUUCAAAACAUUCAUUGAAACGAGUAUGCCAGUGGUCGACCAUUACCGGGCAGAGGGCAGGGUUGUUGAGAUCGACGCCACACCACCGGUCGAAACCGUGCACACCGUGGUACGUGCGGCCAUGGAUGCCGCCUUUGCGGUUGAGAAAUCGAAAACCUUAUAAUAGUAGGUAGUGGAUCACUAAACCUUGAAUCAUAUUUCAGGCCCAAUGAAGGGAUCGAGAACCCUAUCUUUGACCGCGUGUCCGAUUCGCUUAGUUCCAUGCAUUUGGGGCAAUGCGUGUUGCACAGCCAGAAAGUGGUUACGUAAAUAUGAAGGUGAGUAUGAAGCCCUUUCCCAGAAACAUGAGAAUGGAAAGGAGUGUGUGUUGCGCGCGGCUGAGAGUUCUAGAAUGUGGUUAUGAUUUGACUCUGGCUCAAAAAAGUAACAAAGUGGAGUCAGGGCCGAUACAUCGGACGUGCAUGCAGGUUAUCCCAACCAGCGACAAUAUUGGAGACAAGCGAAGGUUUUUGGUGGCUGCACUUCUGCGGGAUCAUGCAUGAUCAGCGCCGCCGGUGAAAAAGAC